AUGACCAUCUUAGAAAAACACAUCUGGUACGGUUACGAUGUAAACCAGUUUAAAUUCUUCGCUCGGGCUAUUACAGAGGAUCCCGUUGAAAAACUACACAGAUUCGUUGUGUGUUUCUUCCUGGAAGACAAUACUUUGUCAAUUAUUAUUCUGGAUAACCAUCAUGACAGCAGUUUGGAGCUUCCUCGAUUUAGACGAAUGAAAGUUACGAAACCGCAAUCAAUUCACGAGAAUUCAGGGCGAUGUUUUUAUCGACCUUUAGACAUGUAUGUUGGUAAUGUGAUAUACGUUCGAGGAAAACCGUUUGAAUUACUGGAAGCCGAUGACUAUACUUACGAUUACAUGGAAAGGAAUGCAGAUGUGUUUCCUCUUUCGAAUGUUCGACUAAUUAUGAGCAAUUUUCAAGAAUGGGUUCCAACUAAACUGCAGCUAAUUAAAUCUCGUUUUGAGGAGAUGGAUGAUUCAAGAAUUGGAACCAUCGAUUACAAUAAUUUCAAAGAGGCUAUUUACGCAGAAAUUCCGGAGGAAUUGAAGGCUAAGUUUCCCGAGCAUGCAGUCAAGACUUUAGCUCGUUAUUAUGCAGAGGAUCGUUACAUCGGCUUGAAAUUGAAAGAUCUUGCGUCCAGAGUACACGCAGAACUAUGCAGAAAGAAGUUCUAUGAUUUUGAAAAUUUGAAGCUUGCCUUCUCAGUUUACGAUCAACAGAAAUCAAACUUCUUGGAUCCAGAGAGAAUUUACUACAUACUCAGAACAACUUCGUUGCCUAUAAGUAGAGAUCUAUUGAAAAGUUUUAUUUAUAAGUUUCCGAAGACAGAAAAUAAAAUCAACUAUAGAGACAUUGUUGAAGCUAUGAAUUGGAUGACUAGUCCAUCGUGUUUUUCCAAUUCCGAACCAUAUGCUAUUCAAAUAAAUUGGGAAAGAGUUCAAACAGAAAAAGACUUGAGCAGAAUAAAAUACAAUUGUUUUCUGAAGGACGCUGUACAUUCGUAAAAUAUCUUUUUUUCUGAAGAAAAUGCUUAAAAGUGGAAUGUGUUUUAAGAAUACAUAUUUAUUCAAUUUUAAUUUAUAAAGAUAUCUUUAAGGCAAGUAACCUUAAGGUAAUCUUAAGCUAAUUAAAAAAGUAACCGCAAAUAAUUUAGAAUAAAAGUGAUUUAAAUAUUUGUUUAAAAA
Messenger RNA from Parasteatoda tepidariorum (common house spider), 1170 nucleotides. Lineage: Eukaryota; Metazoa; Arthropoda; Arachnida; Araneae; Theridiidae. The record is from RefSeq and is a predicted model, not a curated record.